AACGUACAUGCGCGUAUGAAGGAGAAACCCUGGCCCUUCCCAGCCAACAUUUCUUCGCAUAGGUCUUUUUCUAUAAGCUCAAAAUCUUUAGGAUCCCUGCUCUGCGAUUUUUUCACUUGCGUAACAUGAUCUCAGCCCUUCCUUGUUUCUGUGGUUUGAGGGCGCAGCAGCAGCGACACCGCCCACCCAGCUCCUGCUCCACCACUCCCCCAGCAAUCUGCGUAGACAGGCGGGCUGAGAGCUGAGAGCGGCGGCACGCACAAUAUUACAAGGCGCAGUGUGAUCACAAACAGCGUCGCCCUGGAAUGAGCUCUUUCGGGAAUCCCCUCCAUGCCCUCCUCUCCCGACUCGGAACGCAGAAAACGUGGGAAUAAAACAAGGGCUGCAUCACCAGUCGGACAUCAACUCUGUGGAGAUAAGAAAAAAACAAAACUUAAAACGGAGGAUUAACUACUUCAGCUCCGGCAUCGUCUUCACUCUCUGUCUGCAGACUCCUUGUCUGGACAACAGUUCCAUCACAUACCGCACAUAUCUGUCUAUCAACCGGGACGAGAACGCAUUGAAAGCAGUGACAGAGGCCGGUUGACUCGUGCAAACGCCCAGAGACAGCAGGAGCGCGGGGUGGGGUGAAGAGGAUGGAGGCCCUGCUUCCUGUGCUGAAGAGCCACCCAGGCCCCUCAGUACUGGUGUGCUCUCUGCUUUUCAGGGUGACCCACCGAUUGCUGCAAGAUCUGCCCGUUCCCAAGUUGGUGCAGCAAGAUGAGUUUCGCUCCUGGAAGUGGAGGAACCUCUCAGUGUCUCUGGUGCACUCCCUACUGACUGGGACUUGGGCCCUGACUUGUGUGGUGGUCUGGCCCGAGACGCUGAAAAACAUCCACUCGUAUCACACCCCUCUGUCCUACCUGCUCGUCUGCGUCUCCACAGGAUACUUUGUGCAAGAUGCAGGCGAUAUCAUCCUGACGGGACAUGCAAGAGGAUCAUGGGAAUUCUUACUCCACCACGUGCUGGUGGUCUGGUGUUUCCUGUACGCCCUCUACACUGAGCUGUACGUUGCCGGUGCUGUAAUUGCUCUCUUUGUGGAGGUCAACAGCGUCACCCUUCACCUGAGGCUGAUGCUGAAGCUGGCGGGCGCUCAGUCCUCGUCCAUGUACCACAUCAACAAGCUCGCCAACCUCUUCACCUACAUCGUGUUUCGUCUGAGCACCCAGUUCUACCUCACCUGGUACAUCGUCCACAACUACACCUGGCUGGACCGCGGUGGUUACUUCCUCGUCACCAUGAUUUUGAUGAAUAUCAUGAUCCUGAUUUAUUUCUACCGCCUGCUCCGUGCAGACUUCUUCCCCCGGAACAAGAGUUAUGUGGCACAGAAUGGGACACAUAACAACAACUCCAAAAGGUUUCUCAACGAUUAACUGGGGGAGAUUUCCGGGACUAUUUUAUGUUUUUAUUUCAGAUGGGAGUUUAGGCAUUUGUUUUUGUUUUGUUUUUUUUUCAGAUUGUAACUGACACCAUUACUUGACACAAUAGGGUCACUUGUGUCUCACUGCCAAUGAACAAAAUCCCCAAUUUAAUGUUUUUUUUUUUGUUUGUGGAUAAAAGUUUGGCCUUUUUUGGGUCCUGCUUGCACAAAUUUUGCGAAAUCAAAAAAUUUACUUUUUAAUUGGAAAAAAAUUCAACCCAGUUCUAUUUUAAUUGGAGCCAAAGCUUCACAAACCCUUGAGAUGUUACCACUUGGCAUAUUUAUGAUGGAUUUUUAGUAUUUUAACAUUAAAGGCACAAGUUGGCAUUUUUGGAGAUGCUUAGUGGCUUUCUUUGUCAAGAGACAGAUGAGAAGAUCAAUGCCGUGCUCAUGUCUAGCAAAUAUCAAGCUAAGCCAGCAACUGGUUAAUUUAGCUUAGCAUAAAUGUUGGAAACAUUGGCAAACAGUUAGGUAGCUCUGACCAGCAGAGAAAAAGAUCUUCCUGUAAAAUCUCAGCUUAUAUUUGACAGUGUGUUUUAUUCUGAUAAUUAAAUUAAAGGGUUUCCUCUGGUUUCACAGUAUUUGACAUAUUUAAACUAAAAAUAAGACCAACAUCAGCUAACUGCUACCCAGGCGAAACAGCUAGCUAACGCAGUCAGUAACUCAGUAAAUAGAAGUCAGAGCUAACUGUUUAAACAAACUUAAAUUAUUUUAAGUUUGAAAAGCUUAAUACAAGAUAUUAAACUGUGGGUUUCAGAAGAGCUUGUUGGUCACUUUUGACAGUGUUUCCUCUUGUUUCUAGUAUUUCUGCUAGCUAAAGUAGCCAGGACAGGUUAGCAUCAUAUUUAGCUUUCUUACAUAGGAGCGUUGAUGAUCUUUUCUUUUAACUCUCAAAAAACAAAGUUUACAUGAUGCUAAGCUUUAGUGUUACGUAAAACAAUACGGCGAUGUUUUGGGAAAUACAUUUUUUUGCUUCCUUAAUGAGAAUUAAAUUAUCUAAAUGAAAUUUAUAAGCUAAAUUUAAGACCUGCAGCAGUUGGUUUAGAUUAGCAUAAAUAAAGGUAACUGGAGGAAAGACCUAUCUUGCUUUUUGGUAAACUUUAGAUGAGAGGGGCUGAUAGGUGGAUUUACUUAAUAUUGGCUAAGAUCGGCUAUGCUAACUGUUUGCCCUUGUCUUGAUGCUAAGAUGAGCUAAGCCCCUUACUGUACAGUAGCUUAGCAUACAGAUACACUAGUAAAUAAUUCCAAACAAUGUCAAACUUUUUAUUUUGACCAUCAAAAAUUGUGGUAACAAGACCAUUUAUUAUGGGGAGACUGCAUUUGCAGCAGUUGUUAAUAUUCUUAGCUCACUAUACAUACGUUGCCAUAUGUUUUAACACUGACAUGGAGAGCAGUGUUUUGUGUUGUGUGUUUUUUCUUGUUGCCAAUUGGGAUUUUCAGAUCAUGCUUUCAGAUAUUAAUAAUAAUGUGUGUGCAUGUGUAGUGCAUCUCUUCUCCUAUCUCGAUGAAGCCACGUGGCCGGAGAGAUACUGGACAGGUACAUAAACACAAUGUGACAUGGACCAACUGAACUCACAGCACAGAAUGGUGCAGGAUUAUUUAUGGUCCUCCUGUGGUACAUAGUAAAUCUGUCUGUAUUUCAGUCUAGUGGAGCUGAAGCUGGUUCUUCCGGCCAUCUAACACCUGCUCAUCGGAGAAAGCAUUGACGAUGACCAGGCAGCAGCACAAUCACGAGUAGCAGUAGUUAAGUCGUGUGUAGCCUUAUUUGUUUGUUCGCAAAAUAUUAAUAACUUUACAGAAUCAGAUGAAGAUGUGUUCUCUCGUCCUUGUCUUUCCUCAACAAUGGAUAUAGUACUUUGUAUAUAAUGUCCUCAAGUGUGUUAGCUUUUUUAAAUAUAUAUAUAUAUUUUAAAAGACCCUGUCGUCAACCACAAGUGGACGUUAAAUGCUUUUUUCCAAAUCAUGCCAUAAAUUGUAAGUGCUGACAGUGUCAUUUAGAAACAUUUCAUUUUCUAUUUCAGAGAUGCCAAGACCAGACGUUGAUGGACUUUUAGAUGUGUCUGACCUGUGUUAUUGUGCCUUUACCACAGUGCCUUUUCAUAAACGAUAAGCAGAAGAGAAGAAGGUCUAAAUAAAUACUACAGAAUAAUGUGAAGUAGAGAGAUUACAGAGUAAAUUCAUUUGUCCAUGACCACAAUAAUGCAAAAUGUAUCUCAUACUUUUAGGAUCCCCAUAUUUUUGACUGUUAUGUGAUGAAUAAACAAAGUAUUUAAAAGCA
Messenger RNA from Mugil cephalus (flathead mullet), 3737 nucleotides. It is a transcript of the gene tlcd1, whose product is annotated as TLC domain containing 1. Bases 636 to 1412 code for a protein of 258 amino acids. The transcript is spliced from 4 exons. Gene Ontology annotation, biological process: regulation of membrane lipid distribution; phospholipid homeostasis; plasma membrane organization. Lineage: Eukaryota; Metazoa; Chordata; Actinopteri; Mugiliformes; Mugilidae. The record is from RefSeq and is a predicted model, not a curated record. Gene Ontology annotation, cellular component: plasma membrane.